Callithrix jacchus (white-tufted-ear marmoset) is the source of this 3163-nucleotide messenger RNA. The record is from RefSeq and is a predicted model, not a curated record. Lineage: Eukaryota; Metazoa; Chordata; Mammalia; Primates; Cebidae.
AGUAGCUGGCACUACAGGUACAUACCACCACACUUGGGUAAUUUUUAUAUUUUUUGUAGAGAUGGGGUUUUGCCAUGUUUCCCAGGCUUGCCUUGAACUCCUGGGCUCAAGCAAUCUGCCCAUCUUGACCUUCCAAAGUGCUGGGAUUACAGCCUGAGCUACCAUGCCUGGCCUACUAUAGAACUGUUGUUACAUUCUUUGGAACCCUCUACUAAGUAGAGGUGGCUCAGGAAAUUUAUCUUGUGGCUCUCAAAAACAUGUUUUUCUAGGUUGGGCUUAAAGACGAUGCUUCUGCAAACCAUCAGAGAUUCAUGACACGUUGGGUUGAAAAGACUGUCGUGGGAUAGGGUUUAUGUGCCCAAUAACCUUGUCAGUCUUAAGUCCUCCAAGAUGAUGGCCAUAAAUGCUUGAAGAAGUGAAGGCAAUAUACAGUCCAAAUAACAGUUCAAUGUGUUCACACUGGUCAAGCCUUGUCUGGAAGGUUUUCUGCUUGGUUCCUUCUGGAAUAAAGGUAAACUUGUAGAAACACUGGAGCUCUUAUUUAAUAAAGAUCCUCUCGUUCCAGGGAGCUGGUUCAGAAGGCCAGAGACCAGUGGCAUCCAAUAACUCAUGGGUGGACUGUUUGAGACUUCUACUGUUGCCAUAGAAACAAACUUUACCUUUUCUCAUUCUCAUGAAGAACUGCUGGGGCUAUCUCUGGGAUUUCGAAGGACUUUUUAUCCGCUGUCUAGAGGGAAGAGACAAUAUAAAGUGCCACGUUCUAAAAGAGAGAGUUUAGAGAAAGGACUGUUGUUGGGAAGUGGGAAUCAAGGAAGGCCUCAAAGAAGACAGGAUGCUUGUACUAAAUUUUAAAGUUGAGGAGGAGCUUGCAUGGUGGACAAGGGUUAUAGCCUGCAUAACCAAAGAUCCAGAAAUCCAAAGUCAUCUGAAUCUUAGUCAAAAAGUUUCACAUUAUACUAUUAGCAAUUUCAGUAUAUUUUGAAAGGGCCUAAUACUGCAGGGCUGGGAAAGAGAGUAACUCUCCUGAGUGUUGAGGACAGGGGUUUGAUAAAUAGAAUGGGACGGAGGAGGGCUGAUGCUGCAUCUGCCAUUUUGUGAUAAUGAAGGAAAGGCCGAGGACACUGCAGAGAUGUCAACCAUGACGUCUUCCAGCUGCUGAACCAGCCACAUUUUGUUUAGGACACUUGAGUUUUCUGUUAUUUUUAUAAAAUGAAUUCCAAAUUAGGAAGAAUUCAGUACGGUAAGUGGCGUGCUAAAGGUUAGAGACUCUGAAAUAUGAAACUGGAUGACUAGAGGGUUUAUAAUCACAGGGUGUGAGGAUCUGCAAUUUUUAGAGGCUAGUAGUAACAGUGGAAAAAUUGGUCAAAUUAUUAUCUACACCUCUUGGGAUCAAGACUAUGUAAUAACAGCACGGCUACAGUUUUAGGGAAAAUGUUUGGAAACAUCUCAGGUUUUCAAUGUGUGUUACCUUUACUUGCUGUUGAAGAGACAGGAAGAGAUAUAAUCAAAAUAAAGUUGGUGACAUUCUAUUAAAAUAAAGUAAAAUAGACUUCAAAAUUUGUGCCCCAUUGAGUUCCACCUUCCAUCAUGCCCUCUUCAAAGACAUCUUCCUCAUCCUUCAAGAAACAGGCAGCAUUCGUCAUCCCAGAUGCUGCUCUCAAGGAGGGGCUGAGUGGCAAUGCCCUCAGCAGCCCCAGUACACCUGAGCCUGUCGUGGGCACCUGUGACAACAAACUAGAUGUUGACUACAUCAAGAGGUACCUAGGCGAUUUGACUCCACUGCAGGGGAGCUGCCUCAUUAGACUCUGCUGGUGGCUCUGGGAGACCCACAAGGGCAAAAUUCCAGAAGAUGAGCAUAUUCUUCAGUUCUUACGUGGGUGGGAUUUUAAUAUUGACAAAGCCAGAGAGAUCAUGUGUCAAUCUUUGACAUGGAGGAAGGAGCACCAGGUAGACUGCAUUCUUGACACCUGGACCCCUCCACAGGCCCUUCAGGAUUUCUACAUGGGAGAUUGGCAUCAUCACGAUAAAGAUGGGCAGCCCCUCUAUGUGCUCAGGCUGGGGCAGAUGGACAGCAAAGGCUUGGUGAGAGCACUCAGGGAGAAAGCCCUGCUGAGAUACGUUCUCUCCAUACAUGAAGAAGGGCUAAGGUGAUAUGAGGAGAAUACAAAAGUCUUUGGUCGGCUUAUCAGCUCAUGGACCUGCCUGGCGAACUUGGAAGGGCUGAACAUGCAUCACCUGUGGAGACCUGGUGUCAGAGCACUGCUGUGGAUCAUCGAGGUGGUGGAGGCCAAUUACCCUGAGACACUGGGCCGCCUUCUCAUCCUGCAGGCGCCCAGGGUGUUUUCUGUGCUCUGGAUGCUGGUUAGUCCAUUCAUUGAUGACAACACCAGAAGGAAAUUCCUCGUUUAUGCAGGAAAUGACUACCAGGGUCCUGGAGGCCUGCUGGAUUACACUGACAAAAAGAUUAUUCCAGAUUUCCUGAGCGGGGAGUGCAGGUGUGAAGUGCCAGAGGGUGAACUGGUCCCCAGUUCUCUGUACUGCACUGAAGAGGAGCUGGAGGAUGAAGACCACAAGCUCUGGACUGAGACCAUUUACCAGUCUAUAAGCAUCUUCAAAGGAGGCCCCAAGAGAUUUUCAUUUGGAUUGUGGACACCUCUUCAGUCAUCACUUGGGAUUUUGACGUGUGCAAAGGGGACACUGUCUUUAACAUCUGUCACUACAAGAGGUCACCACAGCCAUCCCAAAAGGACUCUCUGGGGCCCUCAGCAUCACCUUUCCAGGUGGGAGCAAUGUGUAGCUCAUAGAAAAAGUCUGGCAGCUGGGCUGCGACUACAGCAUGGUGAUUGCCUCUGAUCUGCAAAGAAGGAGAAGGCAUGCAGGGCUCCCAUGUGACCAGGUGGCGGGGCUUCUACAGCCUGCAGUGAAAUGCCACAGCAUGCCCGCAUGCGCCGCCAGCAGCCUGCCCUGGGUGGACAACGUGCUUGCAUUCCUGCAGGUCUCUUUGCACAAGUGUAAAGUGAUGUACUACACGAGGUGAUCGGCUCCAAGGAUUUCAGAGGUUCCAUGACAAGCCUGGAGUCCAGCCACAGUGGCUUCUCACAAGUGAGUGCCACUACCACCUCCUCCAGCCAGUCCCACUCCAGCUCCAUGAUCUCCAGGUAGU